AUGAGGGUCGAAAAUUCGGAGUGUUGUUCUUCUUCUUCAGAUACUUCAGAGUCUUUGUUGAGUCAGAACUUCGAUAUUCUGUUUGUCUCUUUCUCUGUGUGUCCUCAAAAUGUGAGGGUUUCUCUCUCAUUGAAUCCAAGUUUGCCACCACAAUGGGUGCCCAAUCUAGCAAAACAGAGGAACGCGUCCGAAAUCCAACAAAGCACCACCCAAUUCAUCGACACCUUCGUAAAUGGGUCGGCCCGGGAUGGGCCACUCUCUCUGAAUUCAGUGAAAGAGCUCACUGGCUGCUUCGUCAAUACGACUCAAGAAGUGGCCGAACUCCUUCUCCAAUUCAAACUUGACAUAUUGAAGAAUGAUGACAUGUACGAUCUCGUGAUUGACUACUUGGAUUACAGUUAUCAGAUUGUGCAAGUCUGUAAUGCUCUCCAGAAGUGCCUCAAACAUGCCCGAUUAAGCCAUUCCAAGAUUCAAGUCGCUAUAGAGCAAUUUGAGGAAGAACAGAAAGAAAGGGUUGAUGGGAAGAGGAAAACUUACUCAAAGACGCUAAAAUUAUUGGAGAAUUUCAAGACGACAGGUAGCCCGUUUACGGAAGAGUUCUCCUCCAUGUUAACAUCUGUCUAUGAAAUGCAGAAGUCAAUGUUAGAGAAAGUGCGAGAAAAGAAGAAAAAGCUUGAUAAGAAGUUGAAGUCAAUGAAUACUUGGAGGAUUGUCUCGAAUGUCAUUUUUGGUGCCACUUGUGCUUCUGUUCUGAUAUGUUCUUUUGUGGCAGCCGCAAUUGCUGCACCACCGUUUGUGGCGGUCUUGGGGGCUGUCACUGCUGCCGGGUUAGGGCCAAUGGGUGGAUGGAUGAAUUCCCUUUGGAUGAGUUAUGAGAAAGAGGUGAAAGGACGGUUAGAUAUAACGAGUUCAAUAAACUUUUGGAUUCUCAUUGGGAAAGCUGACUUAGAAAACAUUCGAGCAGUUGUGGAUAAAUUGAAAAAUGAGUUUGAGUCACUGUUGGAAAAUGCUGUUUUUGCCGUUAAAGAAGAUGCUGCUGUGAGGCAGACUAUGGAAGAGAUGAAGAAAGAGCUGAGUGGGUUUAUGAAAACCAUUCAGGAAUUGAGCGAGCAUACUGAGACGUGCAGAGUUAAUGUAAUGAAUGGGAGGAAGGAGAUCUUGGAGAAGAUAAUCAACAAUCGCAACUAACUCAGAUAACACUUAGCUCUACAACUCAUGUAAUUCUCAUGGAAAGCCUUUCAAGAGGCUUCAGAGUGGUUUUUAAUGUAUUUUGUGUGAACUAUUCAUCUCCCUUUUUAAGACUUCCGUACUUUGGUUUGGAAUAAUGUAAUUUGAUGACUGCGUGCGGUGUAAGCUCGCAACCGUUAAAUAUAGGGAUUGUGCAGCCUCGAGGUCUGUCGUUGCUGAUUGGAGCCUUCUGAGCUCAGUGAUCAAUGCCAUACCUCCACAGGUUGCUUUGUAAUCCUUUUGAUUGUCCCUCUCUCCUCGGUCCAGCUUGCUGCUUUUGAUUUGUAGUGGCUCGGUUGGGAGGUUGUUUCCUAUUUUGGUUGGGUCUGUUUAGCCCUCUAUCUUGCCCUAGGGCUUUCUCUUUUGUUGGGUUUUGCCCUUACUAUACAGUUCUUCGUUUAUUAAUAAGAUUUUACUUACCCAAAAAAAAAUAUAAUUUGGUCUGUUUAGUUUGGUGUGUUGAAAGAAUGUUAUUUGGUUUGUUUAAUUUGGUGUGUUGAAAUAAUGUAAUUUGGUUGGUUUAGUUUUGAAAGAAUGUACUUUGGAUAGUUUAUUUUGAUAUAAUAUGUUGAAAACU
Messenger RNA from Cornus florida, 1804 nucleotides. Its product is annotated as UPF0496 protein At4g34320-like. The coding region runs from base 1 to 1188 and encodes 395 amino acids. NCBI's taxonomy places the organism in Eukaryota, Viridiplantae, Streptophyta, Magnoliopsida, Cornales, Cornaceae. The transcript has 4 exons. The record is from RefSeq and is a predicted model, not a curated record.